Molecule: messenger RNA, 1911 nt
Organism: Anopheles stephensi (Asian malaria mosquito)
Lineage: Eukaryota; Metazoa; Arthropoda; Insecta; Diptera; Culicidae
Gene: Idh3b
Product: isocitrate dehydrogenase [NAD] subunit beta, mitochondrial
Exons: 4
Coding region: 176-1354 (392 amino acids)
Biological process (GO): isocitrate metabolic process; tricarboxylic acid cycle
Cellular component (GO): mitochondrion
Molecular function (GO): oxidoreductase activity, acting on the CH-OH group of donors, NAD or NADP as acceptor; NAD binding; magnesium ion binding
Source: RefSeq, a predicted model, not a curated record
UUCUCGCAGAUUUUUUGCUUUUGUCUCCCUUCCGUUCGUUCGUUCUGUGCCCCGCGAAAAUAAGGACCGUGGUGUAGGUUUUCCCUCCGAGAGUAGCGAAUUUUUCUGUUGGUGGCUUUCUAGGCCUUCCCCGAAAUCUAUCGUCCACGGAUAACUAUCGUUCCACGGCAGCAAGAUGUCGUUCAUCGCACGAAAUGUGGCCAGAACGUUGGCGCAGGCAUCAUGCCGUGGCAUCCAUUCUACGACCGUAGCACAAAACCCGCGUCAGGGUAAAAGCGAAGGUCGCAUCACCUGCACUCUGAUUCCCGGCGAUGGCGUCGGUCCCGAGCUGGUGUACUCGGUGCAGGAAGUGUUCAAGGCCGCGGAUGUGCCGGUCGAUUUCGAGACGUUCUUCCUGUCGGAGGUCAACCCAACGCUGAGUGCUCCGCUCGAGGAUGUCGUGCGUUCGAUCAACAAGAACAAGGUGUGCUUGAAGGGUAUCCUGGCAACGCCGGAUUUCAGCCGCACCGGUGAGCUGGAAACGCUCAACAUGAAGCUGCGUAACGAGCUCGAUCUGUAUGCGAACGUCGUGCACGUUGUGAGUCUGGAGGGUGUGCAUACGCGCCACAAGGGCAUCGAUGCGGUCGUCAUUCGUGAGCAGACGGAAGGUGAAUAUUCGGCGCUGGAGCACGAAGCCGUCCCCGGUGUGAUCGAGUGCCUGAAGGUGAUUACCGCCCAGAAGUCGGCCCGUAUCGCCAAGUUUGCGUUUGACUAUGCGACCAAGCACAACCGCAAGAAGGUCACCUGUGUGCACAAGGCCAACAUCAUGAAGCUGGGCGAUGGGUUGUUCAUGAGGAAGUGCGAGCAGGUAAGGUGGUCGUUUGGUGUGGCAUUUUUCGAGAUAGUGGUCCGUAAUCUCUCUGUUCGAUUGCAGAUCGGAAAACUGUAUCCCAGAAUUCAGUUCGAAAAGAUGAUCGUAGACAACACGACGAUGCAGCUGGUCAGCAACCCGAACCAGUUCGAUGUGAUGGUGGCCCCGAAUCUGUAUGGCAACAUCAUCGAUAACAUCGCAUCGGGCCUAGUCGGUGGUGCUGGCGUUGUUGCCGGUGCUUCGUAUUCCGCCGAGCAUGCCGUCUUUGAGCCGGGUGCACGACACACGUUCGCUGAGGGCGUUGGUAAGAACAUUGCCAACCCGACGGCAAUGCUGCUCUGCUCGUCCAAGAUGUUGCGCCACGUCAACUUGCUGCCCUACAGCCAAAUGAUCUUCCAGGCGGUGCAGAACGUACUGCGCGCCGGCAAGGUCCGCACCAAGGAUCUCGGUGGCCAGAACACGACCAACGAGUUCACCCAGGCUGUUAUUCACAAUCUGCGAUAAAUGCAACGGGAAUGGUGCUACGAUAAUGGAGCCAGAACGAAUUGACCUACUAAAAACACCCGCGUCUCCUCUAAAUCCUGCGGAAACACGAUAGUACUUGCUAUCCAGCCAUCCUUUCAGUAUCUUUUCAACCCGAUUCUAACUUAUUCUGUCCCUAAUUUCCUUUUCGCCGCCCCGGUCUAUAUUACGAAAUGAAUGCAAUUGUCGCCAUGGUGGAGUUUAUACCUUUUUAGUGGAAAUGUGUUUAUAAAACAACGGUUAGCCCUAUUUAUUGAACGAACCCCUACCAAAUUACCAGAGACAGUGUGUGCUCAAAAGCAGAACGCGCUUUUCGAUCGGUCGAUCAGUCAGCCAGUGUGGGAAUGCCAUCGGAAUGCUCGGUUCGUCCCGAGAGUAUUAACGGAAAUGAGGACAGCAAACAGACGUAAAGGUCACCGCCACCGUUGUACGUUUCUAGCAAAAUGACGAGUCAUCGAAUAAAGUAUAAUAAACUAAAACACCCCAAACGCGCCGAGUACCGGAAGCGCCGUUGGUUGGUAAAAGCAACCGUCCGACUA